Molecule: messenger RNA, 2403 nt
Organism: Mya arenaria
Lineage: Eukaryota; Metazoa; Mollusca; Bivalvia; Myida; Myidae
Product: tetratricopeptide repeat protein 1-like
Exons: 7
Coding region: 171-1286 (371 amino acids)
Molecular function (GO): protein binding
Source: RefSeq, a predicted model, not a curated record
AAAAUUGUCAUUUGCAAAAUUCUAUUUUCUGUUUUACUAAGGUCCCUAACACAUGAGUAAGCAAAUUUCAACUCUUUCUUUAUUGAUUAUACAGAAAAACAAGGCUUUGAAUCGUUGAUCUGCUGUUUCGACCGUCAAGUUAUCCAAGACAACAAGGAAUAAGGAUCAGUAUGGAAGAAAAGUCCGAACACAGGCAAUAUCAGCCUCUCCAUGAGAGGUUAAACUUGGACUCCACCUUGGGAGAAGAGGCUCAAAGUGGGAGUAAAGAUAAUUUAGGAGAAGAACAUUUAAGUGAGAAAGGCUGUGAUAUUAGAGUACACGACGCAAACAUCAACAAUAGUAUAGAUUUGCAAGAAACUGAUCAAGAAAACAACAGUGAUUCAAAACCUUCUGCUAGUAAUACAGAUAAUGUACUAUACAAACAUUCUUUUAACUCCGAUUCUAGCAGUGAUCCAGGUAAAAAUGUAGAUAAUAACACAUGCACUGAACAUAUAAAUCAUACAACUUCAAGUGAGAGUAAUUCCAGGAUUGUGAAUGAAGACUCUGCUGAAGGUGCUGAAGGGUUCAAGGAAGCUUAUGAAGACAUUGUGGAACAAGCCCUGGCAGGAGAGAGCCGAGACAGUGAUGAAUCAUGUUCAGAUGAUGAGUAUGAGUCUGCUGAAGAGGGAGAGGACCAACCGGGGGAUACAGAGAGUCUUCGACAGAUGGAAGACAACCUCACUGAUGAACAGAAACAGGAGAGGAAAGAAGAGUCUCAAGUGUUGAAGGAUAAUGGUAACCAGUUGUUCCGAGACGGCAGCUACAAGUCUGCCCUGCGUGUCUACUCCAGGGCACUGCGUGUCUGUCCGAUCAAGUUUGCAAAGGACAGAGCAAUACUGUAUUCAAACAGGGCAGCAUGUAAAAUGAAACUGGAGAUGUAUGACGAGUGUAUCCGGGACUGUACGAAGGCUGUAGACCUCCAUCCCCAGUACCUGAAGGCCUUUAUGAGGCGGGCUGAGAUGUAUGAGAAGACAGAAAAACUGGACGAGGCCCUGGCAGACUACCAGAAAAUACUGGAACUCGAUCCAUCCCAGCACUCUGCAAGGGCUGCUUGUGUUCGACUUCCGGACCAGAUAAAAGAGCGUAAUGAGAAGUUGAAGGAUGAAAUGAUGGGCAAACUGAAGGAUCUGGGAAACCUUGUACUGAAACCAUUUGGACUGUCAACAAACAACUUCAAGUUGAACCAAGAUCCAAACACAGGGGGAUACUCUGUAAACUUUGUACAAAAUGCGGACCAGCCACAGUGAUAAAGUAUGCCAGGGGUCUACUCUGUCAACGUUGUAUAAAAUACAGACCAGCCACAGUAAACUAAAGUAAACCUGGGUCUUUGUUCAUAAAACAUAUUAUGCCUUUUCCUAUCUUAAGUCAAUUUCUUAAUUUAAAUAUCCCACUUGUCAUAUUCUAUUUAACAGCCUAAUACUAUCUGACAUAUUUUAAUGUCAUUUAUUUUGUUUUCUUGUAAAAUGGCUUCAAAAAUCUUAGCAAAUAGUCUUAAGUUAAGAAAUGACUUAAGAAGUUUUAUGAAAAAGGGGUCUACUCAGUUAACCUUGUAUAAACCAGUAACCAGUCACGGUGAUACAGUACAAUACACCACGGACCUUCUCUGUAAACUUGGUACAAAUUUCAGACUACCCACAAUUAUAAGAUACACAAAGGGUCUACUCUGUCAAUCUUCAGGAUUUUGAAUAGCGUUCAAUGUUCUUUUUGCUUGUCUCUUGUAUUGUUUUGUCAUAGCCUUGGUGAUAUUGGAAUCAUGCAAAAACCUUGGCUAUGAAAAAGUGUUAGUCCCAUAAUCAUUGCAUUUUAUAAUGAUUAUUUGCGAUCGCUUAAAUGUGAAAACUGACAAACACUAAUCUGCUGCUCUCUUUCUUCCAAUAUUGAUGCAUGGCAACUUACUUUACAUCAUCAAACCGCUGUGAUUAAUCAAUAAAAAUGUUUUACUUAAACAAAUGUCUUCAUUACGGGACAUAUGAUAUGCAGUUUUUUAUCUUAAGGGCUUUGGAUGAACGGGACUAAGAUUGUACGCAAUUGCUAGGGAUAAAAAAAAUUAACAAGCUCUGCUAUAUAAAAAUCUUAGCAAGCCUUGAAAGCAUUUUACCAGGACAGGGCUUGCAGGCUUCUUCCUAUUUCAACCACUGCAUAUGACUUUUAAUUUUUUGAGAUUCUUUAAAAAAUUAUAUUAGUGAAAGGUUUUAUAUUAGUGAAAGAUUUUCAAAGUGCAUGUUUCUAUAAAAUGAUUUGAGUGCUUAUAGAUAGAAGGCACAUGUAACUUUGUAUUAAAUGUUGAAUAAAGUACUAUGUGUGAUGCAAUGUGCAAUCAUUUUUGUGAUCAUAUAUUAUGUAAAAAUAAAGAUUUUUUAAUAA